Parus major (Great Tit) is the source of this 2110-nucleotide messenger RNA. It is a transcript of the gene PNPLA2, whose product is annotated as patatin like phospholipase domain containing 2. NCBI's taxonomy places the organism in Eukaryota, Metazoa, Chordata, Aves, Passeriformes, Paridae. Gene Ontology annotation, cellular component: membrane; lipid droplet; cytoplasm. Bases 192 to 1637 code for a protein of 481 amino acids. The transcript is spliced from 9 exons. The record is from RefSeq and is a predicted model, not a curated record. Gene Ontology annotation, molecular function: triacylglycerol lipase activity. Gene Ontology annotation, biological process: lipid homeostasis; triglyceride catabolic process; positive regulation of triglyceride catabolic process.
GUUGGCAGCCGGCAGAGCUCUGCCAGCGGCUAACGCUGCCGUGUUCUGUGUUCUUGUCCUCGGCAGCGGCGUUUCCCGGCUGUCCCGCCCGUCCCGAGGCGGUGCGAGGAGAGUCCCGCGGCUUCACCUCUCCGCUGCGGCCACUGCUGCUUCCCCCCAGCACCCCCCGCCUCUAGCGGGGCGCGGAGGCCAUGUUCCCGCUGGACUCCACCUGGAAUAUCUCCUUCGCCGGCUGCGGCUUCCUGGGGGUCUAUCACAUCGGCGUGGCCAGCUGCCUGCAGGAACAUGCCCCAUUCCUGGUCGCCAAUGCUAAGAAGGUGUACGGCGCCUCGGCCGGGGCGCUCACCGCCACCGCCCUCGUCAGCGGCGCCUGCCUCGGUGAGGCUGGUGCCAGCAUUAUUCGCGCGUCAAAAGAAGCCCGGAAGAGGUUCUUGGGCCCACUCCAUCCCUCUUUCAACUUGGUGAAGACCAUUCGGAUGUGCCUGUACAAGAUGGUGCCAGAGAAUGGGCAUGAGGUUGCAGCAGGACGUUUGGGUAUUUCCCUGACACGGGUCUCUGAUGGAGAAAAUGUGAUAUUGUCAGACUUCAAUUCCAGGGAGGAACUGAUCCAGGCCUGUGUCUGCAGCGCCUUUAUCCCUGUCUAUUGCGGGCUGAUACCUCCAACCCUGCGUGGAGUGAGAUAUGUUGAUGGAGGGAUUUCUGACAAUUUGCCCCAAUAUGAGCUGAAGAACACAAUCACGGUCUCUCCUUUCUCGGGAGAGAGCGAUAUCUGCCCACGGGACAGUUCCACAAACAUGCAUGAGCUGAGAGUCACCAAUACCAGCAUCCAAUUCAACCUUCGCAACCUCUACCGCCUCUCAAAGGCCCUGUUUCCUCCGGAGCCACAGGUGCUGCGGGAUAUGUGCAAGCAGGGCUAUCGAGAUGCACUGCAUUUCCUGAAGAAGAAUGGUCUCCUGAAUCGUCCAAGUCCUGCCCGUCCUCUCCUUGCCAUAGAAGCACCUCCUGGAGAGAAGAAAGAGGAAGAAACUGAAGCUGAGGACCAACUAGAGGACAGCACUGCCCUUGCUGUUGUUGAAGAGCACAUCUUUGAACACUUGCCUCCCAGACUGAACCAAGCUCUCCUGGAGGCCUGUGCUGAAAGAAGAAAUUUCUUGACUGGCCUCAGCAACAUGCUGCCUGUGCGUGUGGCCACAGCCAUGAUGGUCCCCUACAUGCUGCCUCUGGAGUCUGCAGUUUCCUUCACUGUCAGGUUGCUGGAAUGGCUCCCAGAUAUCCCUGAGGAUAUAAGAUGGAUGAGGGAGCAGAUGACAGAAAUCUGCAACUAUCUUGUGAAGAAAGCCAAGAAGAAACUGGGCAGCCAUCUUUCAGCCAGGCUUUACUACCACCUCGAGCUCGGAGGGCCCCAGAAGCUGCCAAUUUCUCCCCCGCCACCUUGUGGUGAAGCACUGCCCAUGUGGAUGAGAAGCAACCGCUCGGUUUCUGAUGUCAUGAUGAAGUGGGAGGAGUACCAGCGCCAGCUCAUGCUGGGCUUGCUCUGCAUCAACGUGGACAUGCAAGCCUCCCUCUUCCCUCGGGAAGGGUUUCAGUUAAAGCUUCCACCUCUAGGGUGUGCAAAAGAGUGCCUGCCACUCUUCUGAGCCUGCUGCUGUCGGGGGAUGAGGGUGGGUGGGAAGGGGAAUGGACAUAGGGUGGGACCAGUCUCAUCCCUCAGCAGCAGGCUGCCCUGUGCUCCUGAAUAUGCUGCAAAGGGGAUUUCCCCGGGAUGGAGACUGGUGGAAUUGACUGUAGCCAUUUGUUGCCCACUGGGCCAAGCAAGGGACCUUUGUGUUCACACACACAGGCUGAUUCCUUGCUCUAGACUUGUGGUGAGGCAUGGCCAUUGCCUAUGGCCAGGCUGAUGCUGACCCAGCUGGGCUCUCCCAAGUAGUGCACUUUGAAUUGCCACUGGCUUUUUACCGCCAAAUAACCAGGAUGUAGAUGACGCUCUCAAGUUCAUACAGCUUUUACCUCCCUUGGUUUUUCAGAGCAUGUGUCUUGAUUCCUCUCCUUAAAUCAUUUGUCAACCCUUAGAUCUUUGUGCUACUGAAAGAUGAGGUAGCCUCUUGCCAAA